Molecule: messenger RNA, 2550 nt
Organism: Penicillium griseofulvum
Lineage: Eukaryota; Fungi; Ascomycota; Eurotiomycetes; Eurotiales; Aspergillaceae
Product: telomere repeat binding factor family protein
Exons: 4
Coding region: 1-2550 (849 amino acids)
Source: RefSeq, a predicted model, not a curated record
AUGGCACGCAUCACGGGAUCACGCAUGACUCGAAGUCAGAGCCGAGAAGCAAAUGCAGGGUUUAUGUCAAACAAGGCAUCAUUGGGGCGAAAUUGGCUGACUGGCCUAACUGAGGAGCCUUCCACUCCUUCUCCCGACUUGGUUGUACCCAGACGUGUGGUACCAGAGUCGCCUGAGAACCAUGAAGGUCAUACCAAUGUCUCUGGUACCACCCUGGGGCACAACGAUGUGGAGCCUGUCGAUUACCAAGUCGCCGAGAAAAUCGCAACCCACCUGCCGUUUGUUCAACAACAGGCGACCCUUGUCAUGAGUCUCUUGGUUCGCCCAGAUCUGAGCCCGGACAGCCUUGCGGCUGAGUCCAAAAAGCUCGUUGAUUCCAAUCACCCAAACCGUAAACGUUUGAGGCGGUCCGUGGAAGGGCUGACUGAUGAAUUGGAAGACUCUCCUCUUUCUCGGGAUGGUAAAUCAUUCCUGAACCUCUCUCAGGCUCAUCGGUUGCUUUCUUCCGCACAACUUGAUAUGUCAAUCGCAGAUAUUUACAUGACGAACUGCGCUCUGUUGACCCUCAACAUGUUCCUGCCCAGCAUGGGUACGGAGUCCCAGUCGGAGGUUAUCCAACAGCUGGAUUCCCAGUUUCCGGCAUGUGUCAUGAGCAACCUUGUGGACGGCCAUAUGUCAAGGAAAGUAGGGGCAAGCAAUACAACCGAGGCGACCUUCAAUCUUGCAUUGGGCAUCCGCACACAGUUCUUCAUUAUGGAGUUGGAAAGACGCCAACAUGAGCAAGACUUCAGCCCACUUUCCAUCUUGAGACAGGUCUUCGCUAUGGACCUCAUUUCUAGCGAAGAUGACUCCCAGAGUAUGCCCGGCUCCUUCCGUGGGUUCAAUUUGCCUGGCGUUUUGCAAGACGAUGAUGGCCAUCUUCCCGAUAAUCUCCCUGAGAAGUUUCUCAUUGCCGUUAGCGACAGGUUUAACGAGCUUCACGAGGAAAUUUCCGAGUGGGAUUCUGUUGAUAUUGAUGGUCUGAAAAAGGCAUACAGAUGGCGCUCGUUUGAACGGGACCUUGCACGUUGGAUCUACACUCGUGACAAAGAAAUCAAGGACGACAUCAGACGCUUGUCAGCACAGGCAGAAAAGGUGCAUAGCUCACCCGCGAGUCGUCGCCUUAUCUCUGUCCCCGCUGGAACUCCCGGUCGGCGUCAAGUAUCGGCAGUGCCCCCAGUUGGUGAAAGCUCUAGUCGGGAAUCCUUGCCCCAGCGGAGUCAGUCUCCUCAAAAAGACCUAUUGGUACCACACAUAGAACAGACACCUCAGGCAGAGCAGGCAGCCCAGGUUGAGACAGAAAUCAACGCUUCUCGGUCGGGCAUCACUUCUGAAAAGAUUCCUGAACAGAAUGUCCUCAACCGAGUCGCACAGCUGGCAGCAAAAGAUCCGGCUCGGCGCAAGUCCAAAAGCAACUACCGCGAUCCGGCCUCAUUUGCGGCACUCAUGAGGCGCCAGGCUGCUAGUCAUCAACAACCGGUCUCAAACGUUGAGUCGCAAGCCAUAAAAGAUUCUACGAACACGAGCAUUGCGUCGCAAGCGAUUAAUCCUGGCCCUUCUGUUGAUCGCGGAGCCGAAUCUUUUGAAGUUCAACAAUCUCCUGAGCUGAGGUACACCGACAUAGGCGAUGACUCAACAUAUGUGAACAAUGAUGAGGAACUAGACCUUGGCCAGGACACCGAAACCGACGUUAUGACAUCGACCAGCCCGCCUAACUCCGCUAGAAUCAGUCGGGUCAGCCACAAUGCUAAUCCAAGGUUCUUUGAUUCACCCAGAGAUGAAGUCACACAGCGAUCGGUUCCGAUCGCUCGGCGUUUUCUCGAUAAGCAGACUAACGCCGGAGUCGUGUCGCCAAUCAGCCAAUAUGAUACUCAAAGUGCGGGACAUACUGUGCUGGGAAAGCGAACUCGGAAUGUUGAUGACCUGGACGAUGGCGCAAGUGACGUGUCAGACUUUGAUUUCGAGGAGAAUAACCAGGAGAUCGACCCCAGGCGUAGGGCCGAAAAGCCCCUGCCCAAUUUCCCUCCCGCAAAGCGCCAAUGCCCCACAGAAAAUGCGGGCUCUUCCUCAGCAAAGUGGCAAGCGGAUAUCAAUAGAUCGUCCCACCGCCGGUCUACCUCGGCACAGCUUUCCCAUCGCCCCCAGAGAGCUGACAGUGAAGAUAUCACCGAUGAAGAGACCGCCGUUGAACAGCACGAACCACCCGCUCGUACGCAGACUCUCUGGGCAGCCUCCAAUGCCCAGGCUGCGACUUUCCACCGGACAGUCCCAAAGCCCAGUUACAGGUGGUCAGAGGAAGAAGAUGAACGUUUAAUAUACCUCAUUGGAAUUUAUGGCACGUCCUAUGCCGCCAUUAAGAAGCAAGACAACGCUUGUCCCGCGUCCGAGGGUGGUCCUAAACUUGAGCGUCGUUCUCAGGUCAAUUGUAAAGAUCGUGCUCGCAAUCUGAAGAGGAAGUUUCUCAGGGAGGGCCAACCACUUCCGCCUAACUUUGACAAAGCACCAGUUUGA